GCCAGAAGAUCAAGAAGCAUGGAUAUGCUAAAUCGAGACUUCAGUGAUGCCAGCACAGAAUUGCGCCUGAUCCUGGUGGGCAACAUCGGCUGUGGUAAAACCCUGACAGCUGACACCCUGCUGGGUGAUUUCUCGUCCGUUGGUGCCCUCUUGUCAACCCGGCUAUGCGAGGUUCGGUGUGGUGAAUCAGAAGGAUGUCGUCUCCGUCUGGUAGAGACACCUCGCUGGUACUGGAAGGGCGAACACAUCGAUAGCACCGUACAGACAGAAACAGAGCGGGCUUUGAGUCUGACAGCGCCAGGUCCACACGCCUUCCUCAUCCUUGUGCCUGUAGGCCAGUUUACUGAGGUGGAGGGUCGAAUCCCUGCAGAACUGGAGCGGAUCUUUGGAAAAGACGCCUUGGCACACUCGCUGGUGCUUCUUACCUGUGGGGAUUACAUGAUGGGCAGGGAUGUGGAACGCUACCUUAGUGUGGAUGAGCCUGGUCUCAAAGCUAUGGUGGACAGAUGUGGAGGACACUGGCAUGUGAUUAAUAACCGCAAACCACACAACCGAGAGCAGGUUGUUGAGCUGCUGGAGAAGGUGAAACAUCUGACGCAGACUACUGGUGGCUGUUACCUGACAGGUGCCGUGCAGAGGGAGGUGGAGGAACGGGUUCGUGAAAAAGAACGUGAACUUCAGAGGAAGUACAGUCUGCGAGAAGAGGAUAGAGUCAGCUCAGACUACGCCAUAUCAGAGUCAGAAAGGAAAGGGUUAUUCCGUGCCAGGAGUCUAGUGGAGGCAGACAGAGUGACAUCACAACAUCUAGCCAAUGGGCUUCACUCUCAGCCGCCAGGGUGGCAGGAGGAAUUACCUUCAGUUCAGAGAAAGAGUUCCAGUUUUAAACUGAGCAAAGAGGGAGCCAUUCUCAGUCAAAUAUCACAACUAUCAGAAUCCAGAGGAAGCCCUAACAACCAAAAUUACAUCAACUCAGUUCAUUACCGGAUCAGCUCUUCAGGCAACUCCAGCACCCCUCCAUCUCCCAUCCCUUCUUCACCCACUUAUAACUCCACCAUCACCUCCUCCUCUUCCUCCACAUCUUCCUCUGUUGAUUCCUCUGAUCUGAGGCUGGUCCUGCUGGGUCGUACUGGGUCCGGGAAGAGCGCUGCAGGGAAUGCCAUACUGGGCCGAGAUGAGUUCAAGCUGCGCGGAGCUGAUGCUACCGGUGCCACCACUCAAACUUGUGUGAAGGGAACAGCCAUGAUUGGAAAAAGAAAAGUGGUAGUGGUGGACACCCCAGACUGGUCUUGGUCCGGCUGUUCUCCUGACGACCUGAGAUCCCAUCUGUCCUCCUGCAUGGAGUUGUGUGCCCCUGGCCCUCAUGCCUUUCUGCUGUGUGUCCCCCUCACCCUGCCUGGUCGCUCCAAUCUACAUGACCUGUCCACUGUAAAGGAAGCGAUUGGCCAAGAUGCUAUCCUGCACCACACUCUGGUCCUGUUCACACACUCGGACCAAGUCAAGGAUAAGGAUAUUGAGAAGUACAUCGCUGCUAAACGUCCCGAGAUGCUUGAGCUUGUGGAGAGGUGCGGUGACCGCUACCAUGUUCUCGGGCGUGACAGUAAUGAAAGGAACGUGGAGGCGCUGCUGGAAAAAGUGGACCAAACGGUAAAGGAGAGCGGAGGAAGUUAUUACAGCUGCCAGAGACAGGACGACAUCGGCAAAGAUAGAACGACACAGAAUCUGAGAGGCCAAGGAGGAGACGAUCGUAUGGACGAGAUAGACCGAGUCAUGUCUACCACGCUGCAUUCUCUGAAAGAGGAAGAUGAAGCUGAACAGGAUGAUAAAAGCACAAAAACAGGAGGAUCCAUCUUAUCAUCAGCCAAGUCUAUGCUUGGCUCAGCGCUUUACUUUGUCGGGGGGAAAGUGGGUGAAGGUGCAAAGCGGGUGCCCAAACUGGUUGCAGGAGGAGCUGUGUUUGGAGGAGUGCUUGGACUGUUUGUUGGAGGACCUGUAGGGGGCGCUGUUGGGGCUACAGCAGGAACGGUAGCUGCAGAGUAUGGCAGACGGAAAUACAACAAACCCAAAACGGCAUGAUGAACAGGAAGCAAAAAUAAUG
Trichomycterus rosablanca is the source of this 2095-nucleotide messenger RNA. RefSeq lists its product as uncharacterized. Lineage: Eukaryota; Metazoa; Chordata; Actinopteri; Siluriformes; Trichomycteridae. Gene Ontology annotation, molecular function: GTP binding. The record is from RefSeq and is a predicted model, not a curated record. The transcript is spliced from 8 exons. The coding region runs from base 19 to 2073 and encodes 684 amino acids.